Apus apus (common swift) is the source of this 659-nucleotide messenger RNA. Its product is annotated as interferon lambda-3-like. Bases 80 to 640 code for a protein of 186 amino acids. Gene Ontology annotation, molecular function: cytokine activity. NCBI's taxonomy places the organism in Eukaryota, Metazoa, Chordata, Aves, Apodiformes, Apodidae. The transcript has 5 exons. The record is from RefSeq and is a predicted model, not a curated record. Gene Ontology annotation, biological process: cell surface receptor signaling pathway via JAK-STAT; positive regulation of immune response; defense response to virus.
AGCCAGCCGACCCGCGGCAUCCCGCCUCGUCCCCUCCGCCCCGUCGUGACCCCUUCGUCGUUGGUCUCUCGUCGACAAAAUGCUGCACCUCGGGCUCCCAGCGCUGCUGGCGCUGGCGCUGGUGGGCAGCCUGGUGGGCGCCUUCCCGCGGAAUGCCCUGAAGCAGGGCUGCAGCCUGUCCAAGUACCAGUUCCUCCUGCCCCGGGAGCUGAAGGCUGUGCAGCAGAUGAAGGAGCAGUUUGAGGGCAUCAUGCUGCUGUCGGACCGCAAAUGCAACGCCAGGCUCUUCCACCGCAAGUGGAGCACAGCGGAGCUGUCGGCGCCUGACCGAGUGAUGCUGGUGGAAGCCGAGCUGGACCUCGCCAUCAGCGUGCUGUGCCUCCCCACCACCCCCAGCUUCGCCGAGACGCGCCAGAGGCCCUUGGCCUUCCUCACCCAAGCCCGGGAGGACCUGCGGAGCUGUGUGGCCACAGAGGCUCCUUCACAUCAGCCCUCCAAGAAGCUGAGGCACUGGCUGCAGAAGCUGCAGGCAGCCAAGAGAACAGAGAGUGCCGGCUGCCUGGAGGCUUCCACCAUCCUCCACCUCUUCCAAGUGCUGAACGACCUGCGGUGCGUGGCGCUGCGGGAGGAAUGUGCUUAGCGUGGGGACCAGCAGGGGC